ACCUAAGCAGCUCUGAAAAGUUUUCGUCUCUUUCUUCUUAAUAAGCUAAAAAAUCCUUUGUGAUAACAAUGGCUGGUAAGGGAGAAGGUCCUGCGAUCGGUAUCGAUCUUGGUACUACCUACUCUUGUGUUGGAGUGUGGCAACAUGACCGUGUUGAGAUCAUUGCUAAUGAUCAAGGUAACCGGACCACGCCGUCUUACGUCGCUUUCACCGACACCGAGAGGCUGAUCGGUGAUGCUGCGAAGAACCAGGUCGCCAUGAACCCUGUUAACACUGUCUUCGAUGCAAAGAGGUUAAUUGGUCGUAGAUUCAGUGAUGCAUCUGUCCAAAGCGAUAGGAAGUUGUGGCCUUUCACUGUCAUCACUUCAGGAACUGCUGAGAAACCAAUGAUCGCAGUCAACUACAAGGGUGAAGAGAAACAGUUCGCCGCUGAGGAGAUCUCUUCCAUGGUUCUCAGUAAGAUGCGUGAGAAGUGUGAAGCUUACCUUGGCACUACUAUCAAGAACGCUGUGGUCACCGUUCCUGCUUACUUCAAUGUGCAGACAAGAAGAAGAUCGAGGACUCCAUUGAGCAGGCGAUCCAGUGGCUCGAGGGUAACCAGUUGGAUGAAACUGACGAGUUUGAAGCAGCCCCGGCACUGACCCUCCUGCCUUAGGCGGUGCUGGACCCAAGAUCGAGGAAGUCGACUAAGUUGUUUAUUAGUCAUUUUUAGUGUUGGUUUUCUCUGUUUUUUAUCUCUUUUAUUUGAGAUAAGUACUCUCUGUUUGUUGUUGUCUGAAUGUCUGGUGACCCUUUCUCUCUAAAACGCUUAGUGAUAUUGUAACUGCUUAGGAAAAUUUCUCUAGUUGAACUUAUUACAUACCUGUAUUGCUGUAUCGACAUGGUCCUCCUUUCCUUUCGGGUAGGUGCUGCCCAAAUCCGGUUUAAACACGAACCGAUUUGAA
Molecule: messenger RNA, 944 nt
Organism: Camelina sativa (false flax)
Lineage: Eukaryota; Viridiplantae; Streptophyta; Magnoliopsida; Brassicales; Brassicaceae
Source: RefSeq, a predicted model, not a curated record